Amoebophrya sp. A25 is the source of this 3934-nucleotide messenger RNA. The record is from the annotation of a GenBank genome assembly. Lineage: Eukaryota; Dinophyceae; Syndiniales; Amoebophryaceae.
CUUCACUGGUCUUUCUAUCAAUUAUCGAGGUUUGUAACGAGGUAAACAAAGUAGGACUUCUGCACACGUUCUUAGAGAAAUUAGUAUAGUCAAGCAGUUCAAAAUGGUCGCCGACGGUUCCCCAUUGCACAAAACUAAAACGGGCACUGUUACCAUGUACCACGCCACGGAUCGGGUUGCUGCUAAAGCGAUUCUCGAUGAGCGUUGGUUUUAUCGUGGCUACACAGGCAUGCUAGGUGGCGGGAUCUACUUUUCCAGUGAUGCAGAAGGUGCUUCGCGCAAACGGCGACGACAUAACGUUAAGAAGGCUCGAUUGCGUGACUCAUUGAGUUUUGCUUAGAAGUUUUCGGUUUGCCCUUGUUCUAUAAACUUACUAUCUAGAAGGAAUAUGAAGGAGCUUUGCAUUGAUUGAAGAAAGACGACUUAGUUAUCUACUUCAUCAAGAAAUCGAAUUAAUAGCCCGCUAAUCACAAUAACGGUGAACAAGGCCCGAGCGUGGUUUUGGCGGUGCGUGUUGACAUGGGUACAACUGGAGUGUGGCGCCGCGGCACUGACCUCCGCUGGAGCGACUUUGAGGAUUAUGGCGUCGAAUCGGCCAAAGUGGACGGACUCGACAGCUACAUGAUUCUCGAUAGCGAUCAGAUCCUGGUAUUUAGCUUUUUGACAUUGUUCUUACUUUGUCAUAGCCGCGGAUGUGUUUUGUGACUUAUUCAAUCAAGAACCUUGAGCUUUACUAUUGUUCAGCCACGAUUUAUAUGAAUCGCCUUGACCUUGUUCUCGCUCAUCAUGAUGUUGACUGUGCUUUAUACCUUGGCCGUCUCGCAACGUCAGGACAUUGUGGUGCACUCCGGCAAAAUCACGGACGAGGAGGAGGAGGAUUCUUGGCACGAUCAGAAUGAGGAUUCCCGAGAUUAUCAAGAUCCAAACGAGGACCCCCGAGAGCGGUAUCAAAAUGAGGACUCCCGAGAGCGGUAUCAGAAUGAGGAUUCCCGCGACAGCAGAGCACCGAAACGCAGACGCAUUGACUCGCGAUAGGUGCCUUUUGCUAGCCCUUAAUGGUCAUAGGCGUUUGAGUUUUGAAGGACGAUGCGGGAAGAAGCUGAGGUAUGUUAAUGUUUAACCAAUGGUAGUGGUAUAAUUGUAAUCGGUUUUGCUUUGUUUUUUCGCUAUGUAUUUUGAUUCAGCGUGAAUUUGAAUUCUAUGGACAAGAAUCAAGUGAGUAGUCUUCAGUCGAUACUUAAAUGGUACUAAUAUAAUGUAGUUUGUACUAGCAGGUGUUUUGUUGAUGUAAAAAUUACUCGCAUGAUGUUAGAUUCUCCUGGUAAUCUAUUUUAUCAUCUUCGUCCUCCCUCGCUCCUCCGCAAAAAAUCAGGGAGUGCGCAGCUGUGCGCUCCAGCAGUUAACGCCAGUGACUCGAAGCAAAACUCUUCUGAGACUCACGCGGUGUCGGCGCAGAGCAACGACAGCAAAAAAGCUUGUCUUGCGUCAACAAUUCGGCAAAAAUGAUGCCCUCGCACCGAGAACUAAAAAUGUUCUGUGGGACCGAACAGUGAACGGGUACCAAUGUGGCACGACCGUCUGAAUUUGACUGUGUUGUUGCUAUGAACUGCGAAGGCAGCACAACUGUGGUCUUAAAAGAGGGACUACGUUGUACCUUUCAACAUGGUACUGCAUCUGCACCACGGUAUCGCAGUGGGCUGGCAGCCACUUGUUACUUACCAAGAUGGUCCUGUGAAAAGGACGGCGUCACAGCUGUGAUGAGGACAGCAACUACUACAAAGAAUUAUUGCAGCUGAGGCACAGCGAGAACACUGCUUGUCUGGUAAACCCGGCUGGUUUAAUGUAUUGGAACCCGGAUGACGUCAUGGCAGAGCCAUCGAGUCAGCCACAAUUUAAACGGGCGUGUGAGAAGCUUCUCACUUGGCUGAAUUAAAGGCUAAGCCUCACUGAACAAAGAGGUCUGGAGACCGACUUACCGACUCCUGCCUUACUACUGAAGAGGUGGGAGCUAAUUGUACUGACUUUCCGACUCUUGACGGGCAUUGUACUACAUCAUGCACCUCCACUGUGCAUGAACAACCUACCACUGAGAUGAUGGUGAAUUGGAACCGAACCAAGUCCCCGGAAGAGAAGGUUAAGCAUGAAAGCACCUCUUUUCCGGUAGGAGUAGACUAUGUAAUGAUACUAAGUGGACCAAGUACCAUAUGAAUGAACACAAGUACCAUAUGAAUGAACAAAAUACGAAAUAAGUCCCUUGACUCUGACUGUGAGCAGACUAUAGAAGUCUUUGCUGUACCGGAAAGAGGGCACCAUUGCAGUUUGAGGCUGUUUCGAAAGAUACGAAGCACGCUGUCACCUUGAAAUCGAGCUCGAGGAUGGAGCUCUUACGGAUUUGAGUUAUGCUUGAGCUCGUAUGAAACUCCUGAGUUGUACCAAUUACAUCUUCGUAAAGAAGUAAAAGAAGUGUAAGGACAGGAAGAGCACCAAAGAGAAAGGAAGGAACACUUUACCAAGAAUAGAAUGAAGUCGGUGGAAAGAAAAUUCUACAUGAACUGAUACAAGUACAAGGGAUAACUUCAAUAAAUUGCCUCAUGAGAUGAAGAGGUCAGAGUGCUAACGCGCACAAGAGGACAGUUCCUCUCGAUGAUGAUUGCCACAGUACACAGGAAAGAGUGUUGAAGAUCGGCGCUUCAAGAUGAGAGCCAGUUCUUGCCAGGACUUGUGAGGACGGCUUCUCUGAAUACGAGGACAAGUCCUGCGAGGACUUGUGCGGACGGCUCCUCAGGAUGAUGAUCGCAAACAAUCGGCGCUCAAGAAUAAGAGCGACCUCGAGAGUGGCCCUUCUUGAUGAAAAAAGAACAAAUCGGGACUCAAAAAAGAGUAGCCGGGAGGGUGGCCCCUCUGGGUGAUGAUCGCUCGCUACCAUCGAGCAGAAGCCGCUUGAAUGGUGCUCCCCACAGACCCAAAGAGGUCAAUGGGUAGGAGACCGCUCUGGCGUGGAUAAUAAUGACGAGUGCGUGAACCUGCACAGGAGAAAAAGCUCCUUAGAGUCGACGACGAUGAUGAUGAUCGCUUCCCCGUGUUCGAUGGUGGUGAUCGCCCCCCGCUGUGGGUGGUGGUGGUCGCCCCCCCGCAGUCGGUGGCGGUGGUCACCCCCUGCAAUCGAGCAAGAAGCUCAGCAAUCGAGCAAAAGGCUGGCGGAGAGCGCCCCAUAAAUCCAACGUGGUCAGCGCCUGGGAGAGCUCUCUUGGGCGCGGGGGCAGCAUAAGAGGGGAGGUAAGAGGACGUCGGAGAGUGGGGCGGUAGGUGGAAGUUCCUUGGUUACUUAGUCCUCAUUGGUAUGACUUACUUCUCUUUCUCAUCUCAAACAAAGUUUCAAUUGUCUCUCAAUUUUUUCAUUCUAAUCUUUUCCACAUACAGGUUAUGUAGAAACUUUAUCGAUUAUCGGAGGCGGAGGCGUGGUUCUCUCUAAUAAUCUUAUGGCCACCGCAAAGGAUGCAUGGGCGGUAGCUCCAGCAUUUUGCAGGCGGUGGGGCAUGAGUAUAAGAAUGGUGAAGGUGGAAUUUCAUCAGCGGAGAAAUUAUGCUUCGAAGCAGUAUGAUGCUUUUGACGGAAUUGUCGACUAUCUUAGUCGAAGAGGUCAAGAAGGCACAUACUUUGCAGAAGGUGUGAAGUGUUAUAAAUAUCGGGCCUAAAUAAGUAAAAGUAUUCGGGCCUAAAUAACUACUACCUAUUCAGAGGUGAGGUUUGGUGUGAAUUUAACGUAGAUUUAUGAACAAGAUUCAUCCAGGCGUUCCUUUUUGUGGAUUAGUAUGAAGAUUUUUGAGACUAUGAUACAACAUCAACAUCUUUUUUAAGUCGGGGGAAGCUUCUUGGCAAUCAUAGCAGCAGCAAGUCUUUAGGGUUAGUCAUCUAAACUGCGCGGGAGCAACUC